Talpa occidentalis (Iberian mole) is the source of this 1281-nucleotide messenger RNA. Its product is annotated as interleukin-1 alpha-like. NCBI's taxonomy places the organism in Eukaryota, Metazoa, Chordata, Mammalia, Eulipotyphla, Talpidae. Gene Ontology annotation, cellular component: extracellular region. The record is from RefSeq and is a predicted model, not a curated record. Bases 113 to 1216 code for a protein of 367 amino acids. The transcript is spliced from 10 exons. Gene Ontology annotation, biological process: positive regulation of immature T cell proliferation in thymus; immune response; regulation of nitric-oxide synthase activity. Gene Ontology annotation, molecular function: cytokine activity; interleukin-1 receptor binding.
CUGUACAUUCCCUGUGACGUAUUCAUGGCCACGCCUACUUCAAGGAAGACAAAAGGCUUAGAAGCAGUGAGAGAAUCAUUUCUUUGGGGCCUGAGUCGGCAAAGAAGGUAAGAUGGCCAAAGUCCCUGACCUAUUUGAAGACCUGAAGAACUGUUACAGUGAAAAUGAAGACUACAGUUCUGAGAUUGACCAGCUCUCUCUGAAUCAGAAAUCCUUUUAUGAUGUAAGCCACGAUGCAAGACAUGACCCACUUCAUGAAGACUGCAGGGAUAAAGUUCAGUCUCUGAGCACCUCCGAAACCUCUAAGACGCCCAAGCUUGCCUUCAAGAAGAAUGUGGUAGUAUUUUCAGCCAAUAGGAUUUCAAAGAAAAGAAGGCUGAGUUCAAAUCACCUCAUCAUUGACCAUGACUGGGAAGUCAUUGAUAAUGAUACAGAAGAAGAAAUCAUCCAACCCAGAUCAGUAUCUUACAACUACCAGAGCAGUACGGAGUUCACCUUUGGGAGGAAAAUCAAACAAAGGUGCAUCCUGAACGAUGCCCUCAACGAAAGUGUGAUUCGAUCCGCACCAGGUCAGGGGUAUCUCAGGACGGCUGCGCUACAGAACCUGGAUGAUGCAGUGAAAUUUGACAUAUAUGCCUACAGAUCAAACAAGGAUUCUCAAUUUCCUGUGGCUCUAGGAAUCUCAGACACUCGCUUCUUUGUGAGCGCCCAAAAAGAAUGUGAACCCAUACUGCUAAAGGAGAUGUCUGAGACACCCAGAAUGAUCAAACAAGAGACAGCUGAGGCCAGCCUCCUCUUCUUCUGGGAAAGUCAUGGCUCGAAGAACUACUUCAAGUCAGUUGCCAAUCCAACAUUGUAUCUUGCCACGAAGGAAAAUGAGCUGGUGCACCUGGCACGUGGACAACCCUCUGCAGGCAAAGUCCCCAGACAAUCGGGGCAAGGCAAGGGGGGAAAGGUGCAAGCACUCAGGGAUGGCUCUGGAGAGAGACACCAGCUUGGCCUGCUGCCCGACCUUGCAGAUAAGAGUUCUGAGGCCCUGGCCAUGAAUCUUGAAAGGGAAGGAGCUGUAACAUUUACUAGAGCCAGAAGGUGGAAGUCACCCAAGCAUCCAGGAGAGAGGAUAAACAUACAACAAGUGGCUUUCAGCCUGAGAAGGGAAGCAAACUCUCACACGUACUGCAACACAAAUCAACACUGCGGGCUUCACGCUAAGUGAACUAAGUGAGUCAGAAAAAGACCAACACUGCACGUUUCAUCUAUACAAGGCCGGGCAGACUCACG